Messenger RNA from Populus euphratica (Euphrates poplar), 2062 nucleotides. RefSeq names its product tryptophan aminotransferase-related protein 2-like. The transcript is spliced from 5 exons. The record is from RefSeq and is a predicted model, not a curated record. Gene Ontology annotation, biological process: amino acid metabolic process. Gene Ontology annotation, molecular function: transaminase activity; carbon-sulfur lyase activity. The coding region runs from base 615 to 1976 and encodes 453 amino acids. NCBI's taxonomy places the organism in Eukaryota, Viridiplantae, Streptophyta, Magnoliopsida, Malpighiales, Salicaceae.
GGCACUAGAAAAAAAUUCUGCUUGCUGGAGCUCUUUUCAAGGGCAAUCCUACGGUUUCUAAGACCCUCUCAAAGCAUGAGAGCACUCAUCCCCACAGAACACUACCGGGUUCUUUUCGUUCUUUCACCUUCUUUCUCUUCUGUACAAAGUCAAGAAACUUGAAGAUUUCUAUGCUAAUUCUUUGACAUCUUAGAGCCCUUUUUAUUUCAAAACUCACAGUUUUGAUGCUGGAAAAAGGCUCUAGAAACCCUUGAUUCUUCUUCUCUGGAUACCAGUUUCAUAAGGGCUUUUAGAGUCCUGCAAAAGAGGUCCAAACUGUCUUUCAAAAUCUUCCUAAAUAGUCGUCACCGAUAAUUACUAGCUUUACCAGGAUUACUUCACUAAUGAUUCUUGUGUUUAUCUUAAGAUUUUAAAUUUUGAAGUCUAUAUUUGUAACUGCUUGUUUUCCAUCAUCCAUUUGUCAAUCAAGGCUCUCGUUUUUUUCUCUGAGUUCGGCGACAUAAUCAACCUCUUUGACAUCAACUGAAAGAGUUCUCUUCUUUAGCAACAACAGGCUCUGUUUUCUUCAAAUCCUCUGUUUUCUCGAGUUCUGUUUUCUCAAAUUUGUGAGAGAAAUGGUGAGGCUUUUCAGUGUUUUCUCAUUAAGGAACUUACUGGUGCUGUCUGUAGCUCUUAACGUGAGCUUGAUUUUGAGAGUGCUGUACGAGAAAGAGUCUAGAGUCAUUAGCGGUCUCUCUCUGGACAACAGUAGAGAGGCAUUGAGGACUGAUAGCAUGCCUAGUGAAGCACAUGCUACCGAGAGGGAACAUCUGUCUAUGCCAUCUUCUUCUUCGUCUUCUUCUUCAGUGGAUAGCAAUGGCAGGGACAGAGUAAUCAAUCUUGAUCAUGGCGAUCCGACAAUGUAUGAGAGAUAUUGGCAACAAACGGGUGACAAAUCCACCAUUUUGAUUCCUGGUUGGCAAUCGAUGAGCUACUUCUCUGAUGCUGGGAGCCUGUGCUGGUUUUUAGAGCCAGAGUUUGCCAAAGAGAUUAUUAGACUGCACAAAAUAGUUGGCAAUGCAGUCACCGAGGACCGCUACAUUGUUGUCGGGACGGGUUCGACACAGCUAUAUCAAGCUGUAUUAUAUGCACUCUCCCCCCUCGAUGCCGUGGAGCCCCUUAGUGUUGUAUCUGCAUCUCCUUACUACUCUUCUUAUCCAUUAAUCACUGACUGCCUGAAGUCAGGGCUUUAUAAAUGGGCUGGUGAUGCACAGAGUUUCAAUAAAGAAGGACCGUAUAUCGAACUCGUUACCUCCCCUAAUAAUCCAGAUGGGUAUGUCAGGCAGUCUGUUGUCAACAAAAGUGGAGGCAUCUUGGUUCAUGAUCUUGCAUAUUAUUGGCCACAAUACUCGCCAAUAGCUGCCGCCGCCGAUCAUGAUAUUAUGCUCUUCACUGUGUCGAAAAGCACAGGACAUGCUGGGAUGCGCGUUGGAUGGGCUCUUGUCAAGGAUGAAGAAGUAGCCAAAAAGAUGGUGAAAUAUGUAGAGCUUAACACGAUCGGCGUGUCAAAGGAUUCGCAGCUUCGAGCAGCUAAAGUGCUGCAAGUAGUGACUGAUGGCUGCAAAUAUCCUACCAGCGAAGAAGGGUCCCUCUUUGACUUUGCUGCCCACCUCAUGGAAGAGAGGUGGAAGUUAUUAAGGGCCGCGGUCAGGCAAAGUGGUCUCUUCACUUUGCCAGAGUUCCCCCCUGGAUCGUGCAGGUUUCUCAACAUCUCCUUCGCUCCUCGACCAGCUUUUGCAUGGUUGAAGUGCGAAGCACCCAUAGAAGACUGCGAAGCCUUUCUCCGAUCUAACAACAUCUUAACAAGAAGCGGUAUUCAUUUUGGCGUUGGACCACAAUAUGUUAGGAUAAGCAUGCUAGAUCGAGAUGAAAACUAUGAUGUAUUUGUAGAUAGAUUGUCCACCAUCCACCUGCGACAAUCCAUGCAAGGUAGAUGAGACGGCGGAAUAGCAUGGGCCAAAAAAGUCCAUGUCUGUAAAAGACGUAAAAAGAAGGGGGCAAAUGAAAGCACUUCAUGUUUUAU